GCCGUAGGACGGGGUAGCAAGAUGGCGGCCCCUGCUUUUGCCGGUGCCGUGAGAGCUGCGUCAGGAAUCUUACGGCCCCUGAAUGUUUUGGCGUCUUCAGCCUAUCGAAACUGUGCCAAGAAUGCCUGUCUCGGUUCUGCACUGUCCACCCGACAUUUUAGUCCUCUUCAGACACUGGUUGUUUCCUCUGCUCCCAGACUCAUCACAUGUGUCAGAAACCUGACAUGCGGGCAUACUGCAACAGUCUUCAAUAGAGUGGCCCCCUUGCUUCCAAAUAUCCUGAAGCUGCCAGUCAGAACUGUAACCUACUUCAGUUCGCGAAAAGGCAAGAGAAAGACUGUGAAAGCUGUCAUCUAUAGGUUUCUUCGACUUCAUUCUGGCCUGUGGCUACGGAGGAAGGCUGGUUAUAAGAAAAAAUUAUGGAAAAAGACGACUGCAAGAAAAAGACGCUUAAGGGAGUUUGUGUUCUGCAAUAAAACUCAGAGUAAGCUCUUAGAUAAAAUGACAACGUCCUUCUGGAAGAGGCGAAACUGGUAUGCUGAUGAUCCUUAUCAGAAGUAUCAUGAUCGGACAAACCUGAAAGUAUAGAUCAGAAGUUUUAUGAUUUCCCAGUUGUUGAAUGUGUAUCUUUGUGUAUAUGAUGUCUUUGCAAAAGUGAAAUAGUAUAAAACUUGACGUAAAUUGUACCAACUGAUAUGGAAACAUAUAAUACCAACAUUAAACUUACCAAAGUUUUAAAACUUAA
Messenger RNA from Equus quagga, 745 nucleotides. It is a transcript of the gene MRPL35, whose product is annotated as mitochondrial ribosomal protein L35. The record is from RefSeq and is a predicted model, not a curated record. NCBI's taxonomy places the organism in Eukaryota, Metazoa, Chordata, Mammalia, Perissodactyla, Equidae. Gene Ontology annotation, biological process: translation. The coding region runs from base 22 to 588 and encodes 188 amino acids. Gene Ontology annotation, cellular component: mitochondrion; ribosome. Gene Ontology annotation, molecular function: structural constituent of ribosome. The transcript is spliced from 4 exons.